AAAGCAAACAGAACAAUGAAGGGGAACCAGAGCAGUGUGUCUGAGUUCAUCCUCCUGGGGCUCCCCAUCCAGCCAGAGCAGCAGGGCAUCUUCUUCACCCUGUUCCUGGCCGUGUACCUGACCACGGUGCUGGGGAACCUGCUCAUCAUCCUGCUCAUCAGGCUGGACUCUCGCCUCCACACCCCCAUGUACUUCUUCCUCAGCUACUUGGCCUUCACAGACAUCUCUUUCUCAUCUGUCACAGCUCCUAAGAUGCUCAUGGAUAUGCUGACACAGAGUCUUUCCAUCUCAUAUGCUGGAUGUAUUUCUCAGAUAUACUUUUUCUUAUUUUUUGGGUGUAUUGACAACUUACUUCUCACUUCGAUGGCCUAUGACAGGUAUGUGGCCAUCUGUCACCCUCUGCACUAUACCACCAUCAUGAGUCAGAGCCUCUGUUUCCUUCUAGUAGCUGUGUCUUGGGUAUUUUCCUCUACCAAUGCCCUUGUACACACCCUUCUCUUUACUCGUCUUUCUCUGUUUAAAGACAACAUUCUCCAUCACUUCUUCUGUGACCUCUCUGCCUUACUUAAGCUGUCCAUCUCAGAUACCACCAUCAAUGAGCUAGUUAUCCUCACUUUGGCAGUGGUGGUCAUUACUGUGCCAUUCAUGUGUAUUCUGGCCUCCUAUGGUCACAUUGGGGCCACCGUCCUGAAAAAUCCCUCCAUGAAGGGAAUCUGCAAAGCCUUGUCCACAUGUGGCUCUCACCUCUCUGUGGUUUCUCUGUACUACGGAGCCAUUAUUGGGCUGUACUUUUUCCCUUCUUCUAAUAACACUAAUGACAAGGAUGUCAUUGUGUCAGUGUUGUACACCAUGGUCACACCCAUGCUGAAUCCCUUUAUCUACAGUCUGAGGAAUCGAGAUAUUAAAGGAGCUCUGGGAAACAUCCUCAAUAGACGAAACAUUUUAGUGUGA
Molecule: messenger RNA, 951 nt
Organism: Nannospalax galili (Upper Galilee mountains blind mole rat)
Lineage: Eukaryota; Metazoa; Chordata; Mammalia; Rodentia; Spalacidae
Product: olfactory receptor 50
Exons: 1
Coding region: 16-951 (311 amino acids)
Biological process (GO): G protein-coupled receptor signaling pathway
Cellular component (GO): membrane
Molecular function (GO): G protein-coupled receptor activity; olfactory receptor activity
Source: RefSeq, a predicted model, not a curated record